UUUCUGGCGCGCGGGAGGAGGGACGGGCGCGGGGCGGGGGUCCCGCCGCGUAGGCGGAGGACGCGGCGGUAUUGCGACGGCGGCGGGACGCGGCGCUCCUCGCGCCCCGCGGAAAAUAUCAAAAAUGUUUCAAAUUCCGGUGCAGAAUCUUGACAACAUCAGAAAGGUGCGGAAGAGGGUGAAAGGCAUCCUUGUGGAUAUUGGGCUUGACAGCUGCAAGGAGCUGCUGAAGGAGCUUAAAGGCUUUGAUCCAGGAGAGAAAUACUUUUAUAAUACAUCAUGGGGAGAUGUUUCUCUUUGGGAACCUUCUGGAAAGAAAGCGAGAUACCGAACAAAGCCAUACUGCUGUAGUCUCUGUAGGUACUCAACAAAGGUGCUCACUUCCCUAAAAAAUCACCUGCAUCGAUAUCACGAAGAUGAGGCUGACCAGGAGCUGAUGAUCCCCUGCCCCAACUGCCCAUUUGCCUCGCAGCCCAGGGUGGUGGGCAAGCACUUCAGAAUGUUCCAUGCGCCUGCACGCAAAGUCCAGAGCUACACAGUGAACAUUCUGGGUGAGGCGAAGGCAUCGAGGAGUGAUGUGAUAAGCUUCACGUGUUUAAAAUGUAACUUUUCCAACACUUUGUACUACAGCAUGAAGAAGCAUGUGCUGGUGGCCCAUUUUAAUUACUUAAUUAACUCCUACUUUGGCUUGCGAACUGAGGAAACAGGAGAGCAACCAAAGGCAAGCGAUCCUGUUUGUGUGGAUAAAAUCCUGCCAUUUGACAAGUACUACUGUAAAAAAUGCAGUGCCAUCGCCAGCAGUCAGGAUGCCCUGAUGUAUCACAUUUUGACAUCAGAUGCACAUAGGGACUUGGAGAAUAAGCUGAGGUCUGUGAUUUCAGAACACAUCAAGAGGACUGGGUUUCUGAAGCAAAUGCAUAUUGCUCCAAAACCAGUGACUCACUUGGCUUUACCUCCAAACAGCAGUGCUCCAAGCAUUGCACCCCCUCCACCCUGCUUCCAGCUUGCUUUGCCACAGAACAAUCAAAGCUCUGGCACUGUGCAGUCAGUGACUGUGGCCCCAGGCACUUCUGGGAGCCUUACACACUCCCCACCUACCACUGCCCAGUCUCAUGUAGCUCUGGUCUCCAGCUCUUUGCCUGUGUGCCAGAGUAGCCUCACCCUGCAGCAGUCAGCUCCCCCGCCUGUCUUUCUCUCUCACAGUGUUGCACUUAAUCAGCCUGUGAGUACUUCUGUGCUGCCUCUGACUCAGUCAGUUGGGCCUGUGAAUAAGUCUGUGGGAACAAGCAUCCUUCCUGUGAACCAAGCCAUGUGCUCUGUGAACCAAGCCGUCCGCCCUGGAGUUUUACCCCUCACUAAGCCCAUGGGGCCCAUGAACAGACCUAUGGGGCCCAUUAACAGACCUGUGGGGGCUGGUGUCUUGCCUGUGGGUCCCUCUGUUAACUCGGGGGUUCUCCAGGCUGCAUCUCCUGGGGUGAUUUCUGUAGGUCGAGCAGUUCCAUCAGGAGUCCUUCCUGCAGGUCAGAUGACCCCUGCUGGCGUGAUCCCCGGGCACACAGCCACUUCUGGGGUCUUACCUACUGGCCAGGUGGUCCAGUCAUCAGUUCUUCCUGUUGGCCAGACAGCUCCAUCUCGAGUUCUCCCUCCUGGCCAGACAGUGCCCUUGAGGGUUCUCCCUGCAGGCCAGGUGGUACCACCUGGGCUGCUUUCCCCAAACCAGACUGUCCCCUCAGGAGUUGUCCCUGUGAAUCAGGGUAUGAACUCUGGUGUUCUUCAGCUCAGUCAGCCAGUAACACCAGGAGUCCUUCCUGUGGGACCACCAGUGAGACCUGGUGUACUGCACCUCAGUCCGUCUGUCAGCACCAGUAUCCUGCCUGUGAGCCAGCCAGUGAGAGCUGGAACUUCACAAAACACUACGUUCCUUACUUCGGGCUCUAUUCUCAGACAGCUCAUUCCAACUGGGAAACAGGUGAAUGGAAUUCCCACCUAUACACUGGCCCCAGUGUCUGUCACUCUGCCGGUGCCCUCUGGUGGAGGCCUUGCAGCUGUUGGAUCACCACCCCAGGUGCCAGUGCAGUUCUUGCCGUCAAGCUCGGGCACACAGAUGGGCAGCUCCUUGCCCAGCCUACCCUCUCCACAGGUAUUAGUGAGCCCUGCCCCAAGUGUGUUUGUUCAGGCUACCCCACCUGUGGCAGAUGCAAAUCAGGCACUCAAACAGGCUAAGCAGUGGAAAACAUGCCCAGUUUGCAAUGAGCUCUUCCCUUCCAAUGUCUAUCAGGUUCACAUGGAAGUUGCUCACAAGCAGAGCGAGGCUCAGCUCUGCCAGGUUUGCAAUGAACUCUUCCCUGCCAAUGUAUACCAGGUUCACGUGGAAGUGGCUCACAAGCAGAGUGAGUCCAAGUCUAGUGAGAAACUUGAGCCUGAGAAGCUUGCUGCAUGUGCCCCAUUUCUGAAGUGGAUGAGAGAGAAGACAGUGCGCUGCCUCUCUUGUAAGUGCCUGGUCUCACAGGAGGAGCUGAUGCACCAUUUGCUCAUGCAUGGCCUGGGGUGCCUGUUUUGUCCGUGCACUUUUCAUGAUGUCCGGGGCCUUGUGGAGCACAGCAGGACUAAGCACCUGGGCAAGAAGAGACUGUCCAUGGAUUACAGUAACAGAGGUUUCCAGCUGGACCUGGAUGCUGAUGGAAACCUGCUGUUCCCUCAUCUCGAUUUCAUCACCAUACUGCCACGGGAGAAACUGGGAGAGCGAGAAGUGUACCUGGCUAUCCUUGCUGGAAUACACUCGAAGUCGCUGGUACCUGUGUAUGUUAAGGUGAGGCCUCAGCCUGAGGUUGCACCAAAGAUACCUAACAAACAGAAGCUGACCUGCCCGUUUUGUUUCGGCACAUUUAUGACGGCUGAUGCUUACGAGCUGCAUUUGAAGGAGAGGCACCAUGUCAUGCCCACAGUCCAUACAAUGCUCAGGUCUCCAGCCUUUAAGUGCAUCCACUGUUGUGGGGUCUACACUGGAAACAUGACCUUAGGGGCCAUCGCUGUUCAUUUGCUCCGUUGUAGAAGUGCUCCCAAGGACAGCAGCUCAGACCUCCAAGUCCAGCCAGGUUUUAUUGAGAGCAGUGAACUGCUGAUGGUCAAUGGGGAAGUGAUCCCUGAGUCCACCUUUCCUGUAAAGAGAAAGCUGCCAGAAGGCCAUUUAGGGCUGGAAGACCAGAGGGAUGAUGGGGAAGAGCCCCAGCUCACCCUAGAUACUGAUGCAAGCCCAGGUUCAGAGAAAGGGCUGAGCGCUGUGCCUUUGAAGAGACAGAAGAAUGAAAGCAGGACCGAGGGGUCAGGGGCCAGUGACGACUCACUGCAGGUGUUAGCAUUAGACCCCAGGAAGUAUGAUGGUCGCUCCUAUGAGGAAAAGAAACAGUUUCUUAGAGAUUAUUUUCACAAGAGACCAUAUCCUAGUAGAAAAGAAGUGGAACUGCUGUCAUCACUCUUGUGGGUGUGGAAAAUUGACGUGGCUUCAUUCUUUGGGAAAAGAAGGUAUAUUUGCAUGAAAGCAAUAAAAACUCACAAGCCCUCUGUACUUCUAGGUUUUGAUAUGUCUGAACUUAAAAAUGUCAAACACAGACUGAACUUUGAGUGUGAAUCACAAGACCUGUAGAAGAGUAAGUCUGGAGUCUGGCUGACUUUGGACACCCCGUCCCCACCUUUCACUCUGUUCUAAGUGUCUGAGGCCCUUCAAGGUGUUCCAGGUGCUCAGAAAGCCUGAAAAGGAAGCACACACUUCCACAGAUGAGCUGCUCUCUGCAGUUUGCUUUGCAGCUGUUUCAGUUUUUCCUUCUGUCAUGUAAAUUAAAUCUUUGGUAUUCCAUGCACGCCUCGUUUCCCCAUGAGUGUCGGUGUCAGUAGCACCAGCCUGGAAUCUACAAAUACUUGGUUUUUCAUUUUAGGGAAUUUCUGCUUGUUUGAGAAUACUUAAUUAAUAAAAAAUUAAAGCAUCGCUCCCUCUUAGUUUACAGACAGCAGCUAGUGACAGUACGUGUUUAGAAAAGCGAGUACUCUGUGUAUGGCUCCCUAGGGACAUACUUUUAAGCAUUGACUUCUGUUGAUUCUGUGAACGCUGUUUGCUUAAGAGUACAAAUUUGAUUUAUACUUUCUCAAGUGUCCCCUGACAGCUAUUUUUUUAAAUAUAAUUCAUUAAAAAAAACCCAAAUGUUUUCCAUUUAUUAAAAUAUCCUGAAUCUGAGGUCUGGUGUGUAGUAAUAAUCAAGUGUUGCUUCACAAAUAAAGUCUGUAGGAACAGAAAUGCUUUAUGGUGCAAACUGUCUUUUGCUGUGAUGACAAGUCAUUUCUCCAUUCAAAGGUAAGACAUUUUUAGUGCCUUUAAACUGAAAACACCAAGGUGCUUCCUUCCUUGGGACUGCUUGUAACCUAGUAGGAAGGAAGGACCCGUGAUAGACAUGUGGGUCCUGCUCUUGAUUUAGAUACAACUUGAGAUGGAAUUCGGGUUUCAGGCGCAAGGUGACAGGCAGACCAGAAGCUCUACCUGUGGUUAGAGUAGCUUGGGGUAGAUGUGUUAAGAGUUAGGUGUUCAGAUAAAGGGGACGGCAAAUCAAUGAAUUUUCACAGUCCCGUGGAUGCCAAAUCUUUGUUUUGUUUUCUUCCUUCCAUGAUAAGAAAUAAUGUAAAGCAACAGAAUUGAUACUGAGGACCAGCCAGCUCUGGUCAAACUCACCCCUCUGGAUGAUGUGCAGCAGCAGGGGGUUUGGCCCACCUGCGAGUAUGAGGGUUUGAUGGCCUCUGGGAAGCACUGAUGUGUUGCUGUAUAGCAUUUUUAAAAUAUAAUACUUGCAUGUGAUUACUAAAAUAUGGAUUUUGAGGCAGUUAUCUGUGACUAUUGGUAUACUCUAUUGUAAAUUCAGAGCUUGUUGGACUUUAUUUUUUUUUUAUUUUCAGAGUGUCUAUUUUUGAAUUAAAAUUUGUUAAACCACU
This is a messenger RNA of Grammomys surdaster, 4974 nucleotides long. It is a transcript of the gene Adnp2, whose product is annotated as ADNP homeobox 2. The record is from RefSeq and is a predicted model, not a curated record. Gene Ontology annotation, molecular function: DNA binding. Gene Ontology annotation, cellular component: nucleus. The transcript is spliced from 4 exons. NCBI's taxonomy places the organism in Eukaryota, Metazoa, Chordata, Mammalia, Rodentia, Muridae. The coding region runs from base 125 to 3643 and encodes 1172 amino acids. Gene Ontology annotation, biological process: regulation of gene expression.